GUGGUUUCAAAUUUCGAAGACACUCAACCUUGGAGUAAAACAUUUAAAAAAAAAAACAGUUCCUUCACCUGCCCUCGGAACAACAACAGAAAAGGAAUACGACGUGACUUCGUUUUAGGGGGGUGGUGUGAUGGUGGUGGUACUGCAGUGACCAGCGCUGGACAAUGGCAGGAAACACCAACACCGUGACAAGGAGCAUGGGCGAUGCGGGUCACAGUCUAGACGGGCUCUCGGACAGACCCCCUGACAAGCUUAUGCCAGGGGAGGGGAGUGAUGUCAAGAUCCUAAAGGUCUGCUUCAUCAGUAACAGCUUCAACCUGGGCAAGAACUUCAAGCUGGUCAAGUGUGAAAGCUCCUGGGCAAUCAGGGAUAUCAUCAACUCUAUCUUGACGAGUGGAAGGUUAGGCCCCAAUAUCACUUCCACAAGCUGCUACGGGCUGCGUCUAAAGCAUCUGAAAUCGGACAAGAUCCACUGGCUGCACCCUGACCUGACUGUGGGGGAUGUGGAGCAGAAGUACGAGUGCCUGCAUGUGGAAGCAGAAUGGAGGUACGACUUGAGAAUCCGAUACAUCCCAGAUAACUAUGCUGAGAAAUUCAAGACGGACAGAACCACAUUACUCUACUUCUAUCUGCAGGUCCGCUGUGACUACAUGCAGUACUGCGCUAGCAAAGUGAGUGACGGGAUGGCUUUGCAGCUGGGCUGCCUGGAGAUCAGGAGAUUUUGUAAAGACAUGAGUCCAAAUGCUCUAGAGAAGAAAUCCAACUAUGAACUCCUGGAGAAGGACGUGGGUCUUGAUCUGUUCUUUCCUAAACAGUUGCAGGACGGUUAUAAGGCCAAGCAGUUUCGAAAGAUGAUCCAGCAGACCUUCCAGCAGUAUUCCACCCUCAACGAGGAGCAGUGCAUCAUGAAGUUCUUUGAUACCUUCAGCAACUUCUCAAACUUCGACGAGGAGGUCUACCCUUGUGAACUGGCCCAAGGAUGGAGUAUCGCAGUGGACCUGGUCAUUGGAUCCAAAGGGAUUCUCCAGCGAUCCAGCAAAGAGGCCAAGCCCACUUGUUUAGCGGAGUUCCACCAGAUUAAAAGCAUCACGUAUUCUACACUGGACGAAGGAAAGACCAUGGUUCAUCUGGACAUAGCUGGAGCCAGACAGCCCUUGUCCAUUAAGACCUCCUCCUUGGCAAUAGCAGAGAACAUGGCUGACUUGAUUGACGGUUACUGUCGGUUACAGAGUGGAGAGGUUAGCUCCCUGAUUGUCAGACAGAAUAAAGACAAAGAUAAACGACUUUCUCUCCCUGGAAUCCCCACGUAUGUAAAUGAAGGCGACAGAAAUUCCAGAGAUUUUCAAAGACAAAGCUUUGGGUCUGAUAUUUAUGCAGAAAUACCAGAUGAAAUGUCAAAGUCUGUUAUAAAAUACGGCCUCUCCCGAGAUGAUAUAGUCCUGGGGAGGAUUCUAGGAGAAGGAUUCUUUGGAGAGGUGCACGAUGGGGUUUAUAAAACCAAAAAAGGGGAGAGGAUAUCGGUGGCCGUGAAGACGUGUAAGGACUGUUCUCCUGAUGUCAAGGAGAAGUUCAUGAGUGAAGCAGUCAUCAUGAAAACUCUGGACCACCCGCACAUAGUGAGGUUGAUAGGAAUCAUUGAAGAGGACCCAGUGUGGAUUGUCAUGGAACUUUACAAAUACGGAGAGCUUGGACACUACCUUGUUGAGAACAAGAAUGCGUUGAGGACUGUGACUCUCGUCCUCUACUCCCUGCAGAUCUGCAAAGCACUAGCCUACCUCGAGGGAGUUAACAUGGUGCACAGGGACAUUGCAGUAAGGAACAUUUUAGUUGCAGCCCCAGACUGUGUGAAGCUGGGGGAUUUCGGCUUGUCGCGGUAUUUGGAGGAAGAAGAGUAUUAUAAAGCCUCUGUAACCCGCCUGCCUAUCAAGUGGAUGGCUCCUGAAUCUAUCAACUUCAGGCGCUUCACCUCGGCCAGUGAUGUCUGGAUGUUUGCGGUGUGUAUGUGGGAGAUCAUGAGCACAGGGAAGCAGCCUUUCUUCUGGCUGGAGAACAAGGAUGUGAUCGCCCAACUGGAACAGGGGAUCCGACUCCCCAAACCUGAAGCAUGCCCCCCCACCCUGUACACCCUGAUGACCCGCUGCUGGACCUAUGACCCCAGAGAGAGGCUGAAGUUCACUGAGCUUGUCUGUAAACUCAGCGAUAUGCACCAGAUGGAAGUGGAGCAGGAUGAGGAAAGGAACCGGAGUCGAGUGAGAGGCACCAAGUUCCACGAGCCCAUGAUCACCAUCAGUGAGCCGCCGCCAAAGCCUUCAAGAAACAAACCCAUGCAGUUUGUCAACCCUGGACUCCAGGUGCAGCUGCCUGAAUCUCUGUGUGCCAGCUCACCCAUUCUUGCUAGCCCACCUGACUACCAGUCGAUGGUUGACUCAAACUAUGUUCCUCCGGUGCCGCGACACGACAUCUUCAGACGUUGCAGCAUGAGGGAAGCUGAUUUCACCUUCGAGCCCACCAGUAAAGAGGAUGCCCAGAGGCUGUGGGAGAUAGAGAAGGCCAAACUGCAGGCCACCCUGAAGAAGCAGAAGCAGGACAUGGUGGAGGACAACAAGUGGCUGGAGAAUAACGAGAAGCAGCUGCCAACAGACUCUGGAUAUGCUGAAUUUACCAGUCCCCCUGUGAAACCUCCACGAGUCACAGUGCAGCCCGCCCCCACUGCAGAGCUGGACCGCACGGAUGACCAGGUGUACCACAACGUCAUGGAGCUUGUGAAGGUGGUGGUGCAGCUGAAGAACGAGGUCAAAGAACUGCCACCCUCUGAGUACUUCAGCAUCGUAAAGACAGUGGGACAGACCCUCCGCAGCCUGAUCCACAGUGUGGAUGAGGUGUUGCCCGCUCUCCAUGCAUCCAUACGAACAGAGAUCGAAGGCACCCAGAAGCUGCUGAAUAAGGACAUGGCCGAGCUGAUUAGCAAGAUGAAGCUGGCACAGCAGAACGCCGACACCUCGCUCAGUGAAGAGUGCAAGCGUCAGAUGCUGGCUGCCGCCCACACGCUAGCCAUGGACUCGAAAAACCUGCUGGAUGCAGUGGACCAGGCGCGGGUCCGAGCCAUCGUAGCCAUGCCAGUUUCCUAGUGACAGACCCAGUCGGAGCGCACGUGACUCAGGACAAGGAAUCAUAGACUCGUAGGGUGGUGGAGGUUGGGUCGCAGCUCAUGAAGUGGAUGCAGGCAUUGUUGCUGGCACUGUUGUGUAAUAUUUUUUUAAUUAAAAAAAAAAAGAAAAAG
This is a messenger RNA of Acipenser ruthenus (sterlet), 3280 nucleotides long. RefSeq names its product protein tyrosine kinase 2 beta, a (gene ptk2ba). Gene Ontology annotation, biological process: protein phosphorylation; signal complex assembly. The coding region runs from base 165 to 3128 and encodes 987 amino acids. NCBI's taxonomy places the organism in Eukaryota, Metazoa, Chordata, Actinopteri, Acipenseriformes, Acipenseridae. The transcript is spliced from 30 exons. Gene Ontology annotation, molecular function: protein tyrosine kinase activity; ATP binding. Gene Ontology annotation, cellular component: focal adhesion; cytoskeleton. The record is from RefSeq and is a predicted model, not a curated record.